UGUGUCUCAGUGAAAAGCCUUUCGAUGCAUUCACCGACCUCAAGAAUGGAUCGAUCUUUGCUUUCCAGGGACAAUAUUUGUAUGAACUGGAUAAGAAAGGUGUUGUUGCUUGAUAUCCCAAGCAGAUUCUGGAUGUGUGGGGCGUGCAGGGCCCCAUCGAUGCUGCCUUCACUCGAAUAAACUGCGAGGGAAAGACCUACCUGUUCAAGGGCAUGAUGUACUGGCGUUUCAACGAUGGGAUCAUGGAGGACGGCUUUCCCAGGCCAAUCAAGGAUGGCUUCCCAGGAAUUCCGACCCAUCUCGAUGCAGCCCUGGUCAUUGCUGCAUCCGGCAUCCGUGGGAAGGAGCAAGUUUAUUUCUUCAAGGGCAAUCAUUACUGGCAGUAUGUCUUUGAACAUCAGCCCACCCAGGCAGAAUGUGUAGGGAUACCUAUCUUCAUCCCCUUCCAGAGGUACACCUACCUGAUGCCCGACAACUGGGACGACUACCUCUCAAGGCUCUUUAGAUCCAUCUCCAGAGCCCGCACCUCUGGCCCGUUCUCCAUCAGACAACACUGGCACGGGAUCCCUUAUAAAGUGGACUCAGCGAUGAACGGUAAACAUUUCAUGGUGCGCAUGCAGGAGGGGCGUGGCCGGAGGAGAGGCCAGCCCAAGGGUUGGCACAGGACGCACUCGUCCAGCGCGGAGGAUGCCUGCACCCUCGUGCCCAGCCAGAACGUCUACUUCUUUCUCAGAGAUAAAUAUUUCCGCGUCGAUCUUGACUCCAAACGAGUGGCCUUUGCUUGGCCUCGAUAUCCCGAUCCAUCACCAAGUACUGGUUCAAGUGUGAGAACGAGUGAAAGGAAGCCGGCUCAGGACAGGACCAUCACCGGCAGAGACGGGCUGCCCGCCGCCAGUCCCCGAUCCUUCGUGCAAGAGGACAACACCACGGGGAACAUAGAAUGAGGAAAUAAAACCAAAAUAAGCUGC
This is a messenger RNA of Amblyraja radiata (thorny skate), 968 nucleotides long. Its product is annotated as vitronectin-like. The transcript has 6 exons. NCBI's taxonomy places the organism in Eukaryota, Metazoa, Chordata, Chondrichthyes, Rajiformes, Rajidae. Gene Ontology annotation, biological process: cell adhesion mediated by integrin; cell-matrix adhesion. The record is from RefSeq and is a predicted model, not a curated record. The coding region runs from base 213 to 944 and encodes 243 amino acids. Gene Ontology annotation, molecular function: extracellular matrix binding; integrin binding.